AUGAACCAUAACUUCCCGCCUCUGAAGAAUGACCGCCUUCUUCGAGCUGCUCGUGGCGAAAAGGUCGAUAGACCGCCCAUGUGGGUAAUGCGUCAAGCCGGCCGAUACCUUCCUGAAUAUCACGAAGCGAAAGGAAAACAUGAUUUCUUUGAAUGCUGCCGGUCGCCGGAGAUCGCCUCGACUUUAACUCUCCAACCCAUCGAUCGUUAUGAAGGGCUCAUAGAUGCCGCCAUCAUCUUCUCCGACAUUUUGGUCAUUCCUCAGGCCAUGGGCAUGGAUGUCAAAAUGGUCGAUGGAUUGGGACCUCAGUUUCCGGAUCCGCUCCGCUCGCCCUCAGACAAACAAUACCGAGAGGUGUUGGAACGAACAGUGGAUGUCGCGAAAGAGCUCGAUUACGUCUACAAGGCCAUAACAUUGACGCGGACCAAGCUCGCCGGCCGAGUGCCUUUGUAUGGAUUCUGUGGUGCCCCGUGGACUCUCCUCUGCUACAUGGUCGAAGGCGGAGGCACUAAAAUGUUCAGAUAUGCCAAAACCUGGAUCUACAAGUAUGGCAAGGAAAGCAAGGCAUUGCUUCAAAAGAUUGCGGAAAUUUGCGUCGAAUAUCUCGCGUUGCAAGUCGCCGCUGGGGCGCAGAUCAUUCAGGUCUUCGAUUCGUGGGCUGGAGAGCUGUCGCCGUCCUCAUUCAGAGAGUUCGCUCUGCCCUAUUUGAAAUACAUCUCGGAAUUUCUGCCGAAGAAACUUCACGAGAUGGGCGAGGAGAUUGUACCCAUGGUCGUCUUUGCAAAGGGCGCAUGGUAUGCUCUUGAUGAGCUAUGUGAUUCCGGUUACGACGUGGUCGGCCUCGACUGGUUGCAUGAUCCAAAGGAAGCUGUGAAAAUCGCCCGAGGAAGGGUGACGUUACAGGGCAACGCAGAUCCCGGUGUCUUAUACGGCAGCCAUAAAGGGAUCACAUCGGUCGUCGAAGAGAUGGUGAAGGGUUUCGGAGGAGGGAAGCAGCGCUGGAUUGUCAACCUGGGACAUGGUAUCACUCCAGGUGUCAACCCUGAUGACCUGAGAUUCUUCUUUGAAGAGGUUCAAAGAUGCACGGCGUGA
Messenger RNA from Capronia coronata CBS 617.96, 1092 nucleotides. RefSeq names its product uroporphyrinogen decarboxylase. Gene Ontology annotation, molecular function: uroporphyrinogen decarboxylase activity. The coding region runs from base 1 to 1092 and encodes 363 amino acids. Lineage: Eukaryota; Fungi; Ascomycota; Eurotiomycetes; Chaetothyriales; Herpotrichiellaceae. The record is from RefSeq and is a predicted model, not a curated record. Gene Ontology annotation, biological process: heme biosynthetic process. Gene Ontology annotation, cellular component: cytosol. The transcript has 3 exons.